AUGUGGUCCACUCAGCCAUUAGGUGAAGUAAAUGAUAUCGAUAAUGAUGAUGAUGAAAAUGAAACUGAGCCAACCAAUGCUUUCACCCAAUAUGAUAGAUGCUCCAUAAUUGGAAAAAAGUUUAAUAGCUCAGACGAUGCUUAUACUUUUUACAACGAAUAUGGUCUUUUCAAAGGUUUUGGUAUUAGAAGGCAUUACUAUAACAAGCACACGGCCACAAAUGAAAUAUAUCGGCAAGUAUUUGUAUGUAAUAAGCAGGGUUACAAGAAUGCUAAGCGAAUGAAAAAUGAUGGCAAACCACGUUGCAUUAAGAGAACAGGAUGUAAGGCUACAUUACAGGUGACUUUGUCAACACUAGGAACUUGGGUUGUCGACAAAUUUCUUGAUGAUCACAAUCAUCCUUUAGACGACCCAUCAAGAGCGCCACAACAAUGGUCUCACAAGGUAUUUCAUCGUACCAAAGAAUGUCGUGAUCUUGUAACUUUGUUGUCAAAAACAGGUGUGAGACCUAGUGAGAUCACAAAAAUAGUGAAUGUGUAUAAAGGCGACCAAGAUGACAAGCUCACACGAGUUCAAUGUUCUUCAAUUAUCAAUGGUGAAAGGAAAACUAACUUAGGCAAAGAGUGUCACGGAAUAAUCAUGCAUUUUCAACCGAAAGCCGCAACAGAUAAAGAUUGCUACUUUGCAAUGGACUUGAAUGCUGAUGGAACAUUUAGAAGUGUGUUUUGGGCAGAUGGUAGGUCACGGUCGUCUUUUAAUCAGUUUGGUGACGUUGUUGUUUUUGACGUGACUUAUAAGACAAAUAAGUUUAGCUUACCAUUUGCUCCAUUUGUUGGAGUUAACCACCACAACCAAACUAUUUUGUUUGGAGGUGCACUGUUGGAGAAUGAGACCGAGUCAACAUUUACAUGGUUGUUUGAGCAUUUUUUGAAAUCAUGUUUUGGAACAUCUUCAACCAUUACGUACUCAAGCAUCGUUAUUGUGCUGGAAGACGGUUGA
Messenger RNA from Erigeron canadensis, 999 nucleotides. Its product is annotated as protein FAR1-RELATED SEQUENCE 5-like. The record is from RefSeq and is a predicted model, not a curated record. Lineage: Eukaryota; Viridiplantae; Streptophyta; Magnoliopsida; Asterales; Asteraceae. Gene Ontology annotation, biological process: regulation of DNA-templated transcription. Bases 1 to 999 code for a protein of 332 amino acids. The transcript has 3 exons.